GAUGUUUCAAGCUGCUUAGGCUCAGAGCUGCGAUUUGCGAGCAAGCUGUGAUGAAAUCGAGCUUUGGACAAAUCAGAGGAGGCUGUCAACCUCCCAGGUGGGAUUACUUGUAGUUAAUAGACUGGACUCAGAGCCCCAAAAAGCAGCGCGUUCAGUGUAGGCACACAGAACACGCUGCCACAGGCUUUCCAAGAACCCCCUGCCAUGGCCAGGAGAAGCUCAUGCCAGCUCCAUCAGGUAAUAUCUCUGUUCACUUUUGCUGUUGGUGUCAAUAUCUGCUUAGGAUUCACAGCAAACCGAAUUAAGAGGGCAGAAGGAUGGGAUGAAGGCCCUCCUACAGUGUUGUCAGACUCCCCCUCGAUCAACAUCUCUGGAUCUUGCAAGGGCAGAUGCUUUGAACUUCAAGAGGCUGGACCCCCUGAUUGUCGGUGCGACAACCUGUGUAAGAGCUACAGCAGCUGCUGCCUUGACUUUGAUGAGCUCUGCUUGAAGACAGCUGGUGGCUGGGAGUGUACCAAGGACAGAUGCGGGGAAGUAAGAAAUGAAGACCACGCUUGUCACUGCUCGGAGGACUUGGCCCGGGGAGACUGCUGCACUAAUUACCAAGUGGUUUGCAAAGGAGAGUCUCAUUGGGUAGAUGAUGACUGUGAGGAAAUAAAGACCCCAGAAUGUCCUGCAGGGUUUGUUCGCCCUCCGCUGAUCAUCUUCUCUGUGGACGGUUUCCGCGCUUCAUACAUGAAGAAAGGCAGCAAGGUUAUGCCUAACAUUGAAAAGCUGAGGUCUUGUGGCACUCACUCCCCCUACAUGAGGCCUGUGUACCCGACAAAAACUUUCCCUAACUUAUACACUUUGGCCACUGGGCUGUAUCCAGAAUCACAUGGAAUUGUUGGCAAUUCCAUGUAUGAUCCUGUAUUUGAUGCGCAUUUCAAUCUUCGAGGGCGAGAGAAGUUUAACCAUAGGUGGUGGGGAGGCCAGCCGCUAUGGAUCACAGCUGCGAAGCAAGGGGUGAGCGCUGGGACGUUCUUCUGGCCUGUGGUGAUCCCUCACGAGCGGAGGAUACUGACCAUCCUGCAGUGGCUGACCCUGCCGGACCACGAAAGGCCUUCAGUCUAUGCCUUCUAUUCCGAACAACCUGAUUUCUCUGGACACAAGUAUGGCCCCUUUGGCCCUGAGGAGCGUAGUUAUGGUUCACCUUUUACUCCGGCUAAGAGACCUAAGAGGAAGGUUACCCCUAAGAGGAGACAGGAAAGACCAGUUACUCCUCCAAAGAAAAGAAGAAAAGUGCAUAGGAUGGAUCAUUAUGCCGCGGAAGCUCGUCAGGACAAAAUGACCAAUCCUCUGAGGGACAUUGACAAAACCGUGGGGCAGUUAAUGGACGGAUUGAAACAACUAAAGCUGCAUCGCUGUGUGAAUGUCAUCUUUGUUGGAGACCAUGGAAUGGAAGAUGUCACAUGUGAUAGAACAGAAUUCUUGAGCAAUUACCUGACUAAUGUGGAUGAUAUUAUUUUAGUGCCAGGAACUCUAGGAAGAAUUCGACCCAAAUUCAACAAUCAUGCUAAAUAUGACCCGAAAGUCAUUAUUGCUAAUCUCACGUGUAAAAAACCAGACCAGCACUUUAAGCCUUACUUGAAACAGCACCUUCCCAAACGUUUGCACUACGCCAACAACAGAAGGAUUGAAGACGUCCAUUUACUGGUGGAGCGCAGAUGGCACGUCGCAAGGAAACCUUUGGAGGUUUAUAAGAAACCAUCAGGAAAAUGUUUUUUCCAGGGAGACCAUGGAUUUGAUAACAAGGCCAACAGUAUGCAGACUGUUUUUGUAGGUUAUGGCCCAACAUUUAAGUACAAGACCAAAGUACCUCCAUUUGAAAACAUUGAACUUUACAACGUUAUGUGCGAUCUCCUGGGAUUGAAGCCAGCUCCGAAUAAUGGGACCCACGGGAGUCUGAACCAUCUCCUGCGUACCAACAUCUUUAGACCGACUAUGCCAGAGGAAGUCACCAGACCCAAUUACCCAGGGGUCAUGUACCUUCAGUCCGAUUUUGACCUGGGCUGUACCUGUGAUGAUAAGGCAGAGCCGAAGAACAAAUUGGAUGAACUCAACAAACGCCUUCAUAUAAAAGAGUCCACAGAAGAGAGACAUCUCCUCUAUGGACGGCCUGCCGUGCUCUAUCGGACUAGAUAUGAUAUCUUAUAUCACACUGACUUUGAAAGCGGUUAUAGUGAAAUAUUUCUAAUGCCACUCUGGACAUCAUACACUGUUUCCAAACAGGCUGACGUCUCUGACAUCGCUGCACACCUGACCAACUGUGUCCGGCCUGACGUCCGCAUUUCUCCGAGUUUCAGUCAGAGCUGUUUGGCCUACAAAAAUGAUAAACAGAUGUCCUAUGGAUUCCUCUUUCCUCCUUAUCUGAGCUCGUCCCCAGAAGCUAAAUACGAUGCAUUCCUUGUAACCAAUAUGGUUCCAAUGUAUCCUGCUUUUAAACGCAUCUGGAAUUAUUUCCAAAGGGUUCUGGUGAAGAAAUAUGCUUCAGAAAGAAAUGGAGUUAAUGUGAUAAGUGGACCAAUUUUUGACUAUGACUACGAUGGCUUACACGACACACAAGACAAAAUCAAACAGUACGUGGAGGGCAGCUCCGUCCCCGUGCCCACCCACUACUACAGCAUCCUCACCAGCUGCCUGGACUUCACGCAGCCCGCCGACCGCUGCGACGGGCCGCUCUCCGUGUCCGCCUUCGUGCUGCCCCACAGGCCCGACAACGACGAGAGCUGCAACAGCUCAGAGGACGAGUCGAAAUGGGUGGAAGAGCUUCUCAAGAUGCACACAGCCCGGGUGCGGGACAUCGAGCAUCUCACCAGCCUGGACUUCUUCCGCAAGACCAGCCGCAGCUACCCGGAAAUUCUGACCCUAAAGACGUACCUACAGACGUAUGAGAGCGAGAUCUAGCCUUCCGGUCCUCUGCGCUGCAGGCUUAUCAACUGGUGUAUAUUUUUAUAUUGUUUUUGUAUUUAUUAAUUUGAAACCAGGACAUUAAAAAAAAAAGCUAGUAUUUUAAUCCUGUACCAAAUCUGACAUCUUACGCCUGAAUGACUCCACUGUUUUCCUCUAAUGCUUGAUUCAGGUAGUCCUGUGUUUUGAGUAGAGCUUGUGAUAAUUGCUGCCCCUUGCAUUUUUAGUGGAAGCUUCCAAAUGGUGCUGCAUAGGCCUUUAUUUGCAUUGAGGAAAUCUCAAUCUUCCGAAGCACAGUUGCCACAUUUAGUCCCGUACUGUAUUAAAAUACUGAUUUUGUAAAGUUGCAUUCAUUUAUUGUUAAUUAUGCCAGACAUAUUUAAACCUUAUAGACCAAUAUAGACCAAUCUUAAAUAUAAUAAAUCACACAUUCAGUUUUU
Capra hircus (goat) is the source of this 3389-nucleotide messenger RNA. It is a transcript of the gene ENPP2, whose product is annotated as ectonucleotide pyrophosphatase/phosphodiesterase 2. Gene Ontology annotation, molecular function: polysaccharide binding; scavenger receptor activity; phosphatidylcholine lysophospholipase A1 activity. The record is from RefSeq and is a predicted model, not a curated record. NCBI's taxonomy places the organism in Eukaryota, Metazoa, Chordata, Mammalia, Artiodactyla, Bovidae. Gene Ontology annotation, biological process: phosphatidylcholine catabolic process; estrous cycle; immune response.